AUGCUGAUACUCUCCAGGCCCGGGUUCGAGCGAGUUGUCAUUUCGGAUGCUUCUGCAUUCGCUGCCAGGUCUCAGGCUCAGGACUACAAAUUCCGAUUGGAACAGGCCACCCAGAAGAUAACCGCCCUGGAGGGUGAUAUCAUUCGGCUGGAGAGUCAAGUGAAGCGAUAUAAAACCAACCUGGAUGAUGCCGAGAAGAAGGAGGAACAGUUGAAACAGGAUCGCCGCAAACUGCAGCGUGAUGUGAGCAUUCUUUUUUUGUGUGUGUGCGUGUGCGUGCUUGCUUGCUUGCGCGCAUAUUUGUCACUUUGA
Molecule: messenger RNA, 312 nt
Organism: Dibothriocephalus latus
Lineage: Eukaryota; Metazoa; Platyhelminthes; Cestoda; Diphyllobothriidea; Diphyllobothriidae
Source: the annotation of a GenBank genome assembly